AUGUGCUCCUGGGUUGGUGGCCUGGGCUAUGGCCUAGGCCAUUCCCAGCGGAGAGGGGAUGGCAGUGAGACUUCCUUCACCGGCUACAACUCGGAUCUCACGAUGGACUUUGCUGAUGUCAUAUCAUCUCAGACACAAAUCAAUAGACUCCUCAAUGAGAUCGAAACACUGGAGGCUGAGCUUACACUUUGGAAACGUUUGUCCAAGGGACCAAAUCGCUCAGACUCCAAUGCCAUCUGGAAACUGAGGAGCACCAUCAGGGACCUAGAAGAGCAGCGGAUGAGGGAGAUUGAGGAACAUCAACUCGGAGUUGCGACACUGCUCAGUGUCCAUCAAGAAAAACUGGCCGACGUCAGGGACAGGCACCGCAAACAACUCCUCGAGUAUGAAAAACGGAUAGAAGACCUGCAAGAUCAAUACUCUGCUGGUCAUGGGAAAGAUGACUUACUUCAAGAAAGGGAAACUGAGCUUAGAAGGUUGAAGCAACAACUUGCAGAAAUGGAGCGGCUGAAUGACAAUUUAAACAACGUUGUUUCUGAUCUCAGAGCAGAAAACCAAAAGUUGGUUUUGGCGCUCCAGGAUGUAAGACAACAGCUGGAAGAAACUAUUCUCCGGAACAAUGAGGAUUCUCUGGAAAACAGCACUGCUGUGAGGGCUUUAAAAAUAGAAAAAGGACAGUUAAUAGCAAAAUUGUCUCGGGCAGAAAAGAAGCUGUUGGAGGAAACGAACAAGUAUGAGCAAACUAUCAAAGAAUGGUCGCCUUUAGAGCAUGCGCAUUUCAUUCAACACAGUCAAGAGAAAGACCUGGAAAUAGUACACUUCAAAAAGAGAAUCGAGCAGAUGGACGCCGACCAUAAAGGAACGAAGGAAAUGCUGUCCUCUGCUUUGGAGGAGCAGAAGCGAUUGACACAACUCAUUAAAGAGAAAGAGACGUAUAUUGAAGAACUUACAGGAAUUCCAGAGCCUCAGGAGGAAUUCGGUCAGUCUAUCCAAACCUUCAGAGGCAAUGACAUUUUCCAGCCAUCUGUGGAGGACAAAGACAGGUGUCUCCCAUCCGUGACAGGCAAAAAUCAUCAUCUGGGAGAAGAACUGGAGAGCCCAAGACAACAGAGUCGCUCUGUACCUGCGGUUGACCCUAAAAUCCUAGACGAGAUCAUAGAACUAGAGUGUGAGGUGUUUCAACUCCAGGAGUUAAAAGGCGAUCUCGAGGAGGAAAUCAGAGAGCAACAGAAGAUCAUUUACAACCAACAGCAGGGGAAGAUAGGACUGCUUCAUUCUUCACAAGAGCAGAAGCAGAAAGUGGACCAUCUCCAAUACCGGCAGGAGCAGAUGACUAUUGAACACGCUCAGCUCCUUUGAGCAAAAGACGAGGAGAUUCAGAAUUUGCAGGACACGAUAGAACAGAUGAAAGCCCAGCUGCCUGACAAAAGCCAGCACAUUCCAACAGAAGACUGUGAUGAUGUGGAAGUCACAAGAAGUCAGCCUCUUCCUAGAGAAAACGGAAGUGAAAAGCUUGAUUCAUCUGAAGCCGAAACUCAAAGAUUCGUCCUAGGAAUCAAAGAACACAAACUGGAGAUGAAGUUUCUAACUGAACAGAACAUCCGACUGACGGAACAGAUCAAUCGGCUCUCCAAAGAGGAGAUUGGUAAACUAACUCAGAUCAUCCAGCAGAAAGAUUUGGAGAUUCAGGGUCUUUCCAGCAGGAUCUCUGCGGCUUCUCACAGCCAGAAUGGGGACGUGGAGCGACUUCAGCGGCAAUUGCAAGAGUAUGCUGGGAAAAGCGAACAGGUCUUGGCUGCCUUAAAUGAGAAAACGAGGGAGAACAGCGAUCUGAAGACAGAAUAUGACAAAAUGGCAGAUAGAAUUACUGUCACAGGAGCAGACCUCCAGAGAAUGCAAGAGGAAAAUCAAAAACUGUCCACUAGAAUUGAGAGUAGUGGUCAGGAGAUAUUUAGAGAAAGGAUUCAGAAUUUAUCACACAUUAUUCGAGAAAAAGACCUCGAAGUGGAUGCGUUAAGUCAGAAAUGUCAGACUUUAUUGACACUCCUGCAACCAUCCAGCACUGGUAAUGAGGUUCGAGGAACUAAUAUGGAUCAGUUGAAGCAGCUUCUCCAGGAACGGGACACGUUAAAACAGCGAGUGAAGAUCAUGGAAGAGUGGAAACAGCAGGUGAUGACCACAGUCCAAAAUAUGAAGCGUAAGUCACCCCAGCUUCAGAGAGAUCUGGCACAACUCCAGGUGCGGGCUUUCACCAGCAGCGAGAAGGAUUCUGAAGUCCAGACGACCUCUAGUGACCUGAUCGAACCGUACAAAGGCAAUGAAAUACAUUUACAACAUUUAGAGAAGGAACUGGCACAAAUGCAGCUCAGCAACGGGUAGCUUUGCAAUGCCAAGGAUCUCCUUCUAGGGAAACUGGAUGUGAUUUUCCUCCAGCCCUCCACUGACUCCUCGGAGUCAGCGGAUUCUCUGGAGGCCAUGAAAUCUGACAGAGUGAGUGAGGCUUCUUAGUUGCUCCAAGAGGAGGUAGAAGAGCUACGAAAAUCCAUUCAAGGAAAAGAUACAAUGAUUCGAACCCUCCAGGAAGAUAAGCAGAGAUGGAUUGAGUCAGUGGCUGCCAGGAGGGAAGUAGAAGGCCAACAUCAGGAACACAGGGAUUCCGACAUCGAGCAGCUGAAGGAGAAACAGGCUGUUCUACAAAACUUCCUUCAGGAUCAGGAGCUCCGAAUCCAAGUGAAAAGUGAGAAAUUGCUUUCUUUACAGGAGAACUUCAGUAGCCAAGUGAGAAAUGAACUUUUGAGGCAGACAGUCACCGAUCUGAAGGAGAGAAUAGCAGGGUUUGAAAUGGAUGUGUUUCAACUGAAAGAGGAAAAUGCAAAAGUCGUGGAAACCUCUAGAGAAAAGGAAGUGGGAAAUCAGGCAUUGCAAGAGACACAUAGGCUGGCUUGUGAGAGAGAUGAAGUCCUGUUGGCCCUGAAACAGAAACAAAUGGAAACCUGUGCCCUCCAGAAGGAGGUUCACCAUUUACGUGAGAGCAAAUUACGCCUAACCCAGGAGCUGGAGAGACAGCGACACCUGGCACUAGAAGCCGAAGAUGCUCAUCGCCACGAAGCUCUGGCCUCAGAAGACAAAGUGGCUAAUCAACUCAGGAAGGAAGUGACGGUCUUGCAGGGAAAACUCGUUGUGUCUUCCACUGCCAUGGAAAAUGCCAGCCGAGGAGCCAGUCUGCAGGUAGAGUCGCUGCAGGAGCAACUGCACGUGGUGACCCAGCAGAAGGAGGACACUGCGCUCCAGCUUGCUGCCUCCCAGAAAGAAGGAAAGCAGUAUGGUCACAUCCUAGCUGACCUCAAGUUGGAACUCGCCGAAUGGGCAGACAGCCUGGAAGGAAAACUGAAGUCAUUGCAGGGACAAUUCCAUAAAACAAAUGCUGACUUGGAGCUGAAGGAAGUCCAACUCCAAGAAUUCAAGAAACAGAAUGAGGUCCAGCAGGAAAUCCUGGAGGACACACAGAAGAAACUGAUGAACUUAGUCAGUAAGUCCGAAGGAAUGGUGGACAAAACCCUCCUAUGAAGACUCUUCCUGGGAUCUUUCCACUCACCUGAUGCCGAAUGGCAGGAAGCGUUAAGGUUGAUGGGAAGCAUGCUGGGGAUCCGAGAAGACCAGAUGUGGCAGCUCUUCAGUGAAGGGCCAGGUGGUGUUACCAGCUGGAUGACUCGGGGGCCUGGACCCAAAAGUGCCCCCAACACAUGUGUGAAGCCAGAUCACGGACCUAUGGCCAAGAAUUCUUUUUCAGAACUUUUCAUCCAGUUUCUAGAAGUGGAAUCUCAUUCAGGUUUGCCACCACCAAAACCCUCUGCUCAUGACGGGAAGCCCCCAGAUUCCAGAGGAAGCGGAAAACUGGCUAUGAAACAAGGCCCACCACGUCUGAACACUACCCUAGGAUCCACACCCUGGAAAAAAGAUGUGAAGCCCCGCACCACAGCUGUGUCUCUUGUUACCCCACCUGGACCGGAAACAGAUGGAUCGGAGCACCUUCUUCUAAAUGCCGUCACUGAUGCUUUGCCCAAGUACAUGCCCCAAAUACUGUCACCUGCCAAGAAGGUUGGAAUGGUGGCCAAAGGCCUCUCCAAGAAAUAG
Molecule: messenger RNA, 4134 nt
Organism: Zalophus californianus (California sea lion)
Lineage: Eukaryota; Metazoa; Chordata; Mammalia; Carnivora; Otariidae
Product: thyroid receptor-interacting protein 11-like
Biological process (GO): Golgi organization; endoplasmic reticulum to Golgi vesicle-mediated transport
Cellular component (GO): Golgi apparatus
Molecular function (GO): small GTPase binding
Source: RefSeq, a predicted model, not a curated record